CCCAUAAUUAUUGGUAUGUUCUAUUUUAGCCGCCCUCGUAAGGCCUUCUUGUCUUUCUUGAAGAAGCACAAGGUACUAAGUCGAGUACAAAGUUCAUAAUGGCUGAACACACCUCCUCUAUGAGCAAGAAAGAUAAAGAGGAAGACCUAGAAGUAGAUGAAGGACAAGCUAAGAAGCGUGAAGAAGAGAAGGCUCAGGCCCAUCAGCUGGGUCUGGAGGCAAGGAGGAAGGCGGCAGACAAGCAGGAGGCACAGAGGGCCAACAGGAGUCCGGGUCCUCUCAGACAGGCAGAGGAGAAGCUACGGAAACUGGACAGCUCUGUCAAGAAGAACUCAACCUUUGUUAGGAAAUUGCGUACUCUGACUGAGCAACAGAGGACUAGUUUGACCUCUGACCUCAAAGGCCUAAAUCUCACAAAGUACAUCGAAGAAACUGCCACGAACAUAGCUGAAGCAAAACUGAAGCUGGCUGAUGUGGGCUGUGCUGUACACUUGAGCUCUGAGCUGCAUCAGAGGUACGAUGAGUUCUCUAGUCACCUCUUUGAUCACCUUCAGAAGAUCUACUCAACUGGUAUUGGGAAAGAUGAUGACAAGUCUGCGGUAAUAUCCAAAUACAGAAUUGGACUGCGUCUCAUGGGGGAGUUGGUGCUAGCCGGUGUGAUUAACGAGGAUCUAGGCCUCUCUCUCUUAACUGACAUGCUCAUUGCUAUAAUGAAGGCAGACAGUAAGGGCCACUCUUUCCUGGCUGUGGUGGUGAGCUUUGCCCGUCAUUGUGCUGAAGACCUGGCUGGUAUAGUACCCAGGAAACAGAGACUACUGCUCACUAAGUAUGGGAUUGAGCCACCUAUAUCUAGGUUGAUUCCAGCGAUAAAACAGAAAGAGUUUCUUGAGCUCUUCCGUAAGUACUUCAACCAUGUGAGGGACCAUCUGGUGGUCCAGCACAAGGCUAUGCACAAGAGGGAGCGUAGGAACAGGGACAUCAUCUUCUCCAAGGGAGAGCUCAAUGAGGAGAGGCAAACAGAGAAUGAGGCAGCUCAGAAGACAUAUGACAAGUUACUCACCAACACCUCCACUUUGGCUGAAGUGCUUGAUGAGGACAUGCCUGACCUGCCAGAGUACAAGGCCCCAGAGGAUUCAGACAUAUCCAUAGAGCUGCAGUUCCCAACUAUUGGUGCAGAGGGUCUGGACUCUGACCCCAACUCCCUGUGGGAGGAUGAAGAUGCCAGGUCAUUCUACGAGAACAUCACUGACAUCACCCCCUUUGUACCAGCUAUCCUAUUUGAAGGCAGAAAGAAGAAAAGCUCUGAGUCUGCUGAAGAGAGUGAUGAUAAAGCCACUGGUGGUGACACCGAGGAGGCCACUGAUGGUGGUGAAGACACUGAUGCUAAAGACUCGGAACCAACAGAGGAGCAAGAUGAAGAUGAGCUUUUGGAGCAGAUGAUCAAGGACACAGAGGCACUUGCACUAGAGGAGGACAUGAGCACCCCAGAAGAGCCGGAGGAGGAGAUAGGAGGUGGGCAGGGGGCGGAGACUUCAAGUGGGGUACUCUUGGACGAGUUCUUAGUCAGGCUCCCCAGACUGAUGAACAGGAAGUUUGUGGAUGAGUAUGCAGUGGAGUUUUGUAUGAGCCUGAAUACCAAGCUGAACAGACGGAAGCUGGCCAAAACUCUGUUCAUGGUGGAGAGAAAUCGUAUGGAUUUGAUCCCGUUCUAUGCCCGCCUGGCCGCCACCCUCCAUCAGUGUCUGGAUGACAUCACUCCCCUCCUGGUGGAAAUGCUCAUCAAAGAUUUACGAUUCCAGGUCUACAAGAAAGACCAGACUCGGAUUGACUCCAAGCUCAAGAAUGUCAGAUUUAUUGCUGAGCUUACCAAGUUCGGAAUGUGCCCCAUGAUUGAGACGAUGAAGUGUAUAACAAUUUUAUUGCACAAUUUCACUCACCACAACCUGGAAAUGGCGUGUCUGUUCAUUGAGCAUUGCGGUCGCUUCCUACUCCGAUCCCCAGACUCCCAUCUCAGAGCAAAGGCUCUCCUGCAAAUCAUGAUUCGUAAGAAGCAGGUGCAGCACUUGGACCCUCGACAAAUUGGCCUGGUAGAGAAUGCCCUCUACUAUGCCAAUCCCCCGGUGACUUCACAGAUGGUCCACGAGAAACUCCCCCCCAUGCAGGAGUACAUCAGGAAGCUCCUCUACAAGGAUCUCACAAGGAUCAGCAUUGAGAAGAUUCUUCGUCAAAUGCGCAAGCUACCAUGGGGAGAUGGGGAGGUGUACCAGUGGGCAGUGACUGGACUCACUCAUAUAUGGAAUGUCAAGUACAACAACAUUCACUGCAUGGCCGACCUAAUGGCUGGCCUUAAGUCUUAUCAGGAGGAUGCAUGUGUGCGAGUGGUUGAUGGUGUACUGGAAGAUAUUCGGUUAGGUCUAGAACUCAACCUGCCCAAGUUGAACCAGCGCCGAGUCAGCACUCUCAAAUAUCUUGGAGAGCUCUACAACUAUCAGCUUGUCGAGUCCAAUGUCAUAUUUCGUACGCUCUACCUGCUUCUAUCCUUUGGAGCCCACCCUGACGGGAGCCCCUCUCCUCUUGAUCCACAAGGCUCCUAUUUUAGAGUGCGUCUCAUUUGCCUCCUGUUGGACACUUGCGGCGUGUAUUUCGAUCGAGGUAGUGCUAAAAAGCGCUUGGACACCUACCUGGUCUUCUUCCAGUGCUACCUGUUCAGCAAGCGUCAACCCCUCCCCCUGGAGGUGGAGCAUCUGGUGGCUGACUGUUUGGAGAUGCUGCGACCAGACCUGGAGGUGUACGAGACACCAUUAGAGGCACACGAGGCUGCUCUUGCACUGGAGGCGAAAUUCAAAGACAAAAUUGGGCACAGUCAGGAUAUGGAGGAGGAAGGAGAUGAUGAAGAAGAGGAGAGGGGAGGCGGGCGUGGUCGAUCAGAGGAAGAGGAGGAGGAGGAGGAAGAUAAAGAUGAGGACGAUGAGGACGAGCCUUCCGGCGUGGACUCAGCUAAAAUGUUUGAAGAGGAGACAAUAACAGCUGGGCCCAAAUUGAUCUCUUGCCACGAGGACGAUGACUUUUUGUCCACUCUUGACAAACUCAUGAUUGAUGACAGUGUGUCCGUGGGGGUCAAAGGAGGAACAACAGUGGAGGCUGCCAUCCCACUACACCUAAAAGGGGGAGGAACCAAAGUGACGACUGCGCCUCUUUAUCAUGAGGGAGGGGAGUUGAAAAUGACAUUUAAACUGAUGACAAAGAAAGGAAAUAAACAACAGCUGAAGGAGCUCAAGAUCCCGGUGGAGUCAGGGCUGACUGCUGGACUAAUGGAGGGCAGAGAGGCACGACACGACGAACACAAACAAAUGAAAGAGUUGGUACUUAACUAUGAGCGAAAACAAGAGGAGGAAGCCUAUCAGUCUAUGAUUGCCGAAACAGCUAUGAAGCUCCAUGGCAGAUUAAAGCAACCAAAGAAGUCAGCAGAGCCUAUCACUAUCAAGAAGCCCCCCUCUAAUCCAUCAAUGAAGCAACAACAACCACAGCAAGCAAUUCCUCAGAGGGAGCACCGAGAACAGAGAUACGACAAUCGUGGUGUUGAUAGUCGAUAUCGUGGUGAUAGCCGAGGGAGAGGCAGGGGAAGGGGAAGAGGAAGAGGUGGAGGAGGGAGGGGCGGUACUGGUGGAGGAGGGAGGGGCGGUACUGGUGGAGGAGGGAGGGGUGGUACUGGUCAGAGGAAUUGGCAUGAGGCGGCACGAAAGGAACAAGACCAUCAAGAAUAUUGACCGAGUGGACACAAAGUGACUCCCGCUGUGGUGAUAUAAUGUGGAGCAAUGCAGAUUUGAUUUGGUUGUGCUCUUGAGAGAAAGACUGAACUUAUUAGUGCUAUAUUUUAUUUGUGCUACAUGUAUGCUGUUUAUAAAUAUUUGUAUAUUAUAUGCUUUUUUUUUAUGUUGAAUAAUUAAAUGUACUGUUCUAAUUA
Molecule: messenger RNA, 3964 nt
Organism: Halichondria panicea
Lineage: Eukaryota; Metazoa; Porifera; Demospongiae; Suberitida; Halichondriidae
Product: regulator of nonsense transcripts 2-like
Exons: 26
Coding region: 99-3767 (1222 amino acids)
Biological process (GO): nuclear-transcribed mRNA catabolic process, nonsense-mediated decay
Cellular component (GO): cytoplasm; exon-exon junction complex
Molecular function (GO): RNA binding; protein binding
Source: RefSeq, a predicted model, not a curated record